Parnassius apollo (apollo) is the source of this 570-nucleotide messenger RNA. The record is from the annotation of a GenBank genome assembly. Lineage: Eukaryota; Metazoa; Arthropoda; Insecta; Lepidoptera; Papilionidae.
AUGGCUUCCUUACACGCUUACUACCAAAAUGUUAGGGGCCUUAGAUCGACAACUCAUGAGUUUUAUCGUAAUGUUGCAAUUAACAACUAUGAUCUUAUCUCAUUAACUGAGACCUGGUUAUUGGAUGGCAUAUUUGAUGCGGAAUUAUUCGAUGAUCGUUAUUGUGUUUGGCGUCGCGAUCGUGAUCUUAAUCGAACUAAACAAUCGCGAGGCGGUGGUGUGCUUAUAGCGGUAAGCAAGAACAUCGUAGCGGUAGACAAACCUGAGUGGCGUUCCUUAGCUGAAGAUGUCUGGGUUUCAUUGACGCUAUCAUGCCCUCGCUCUAAGCGCUACAUAAAACUUAACAUAUGUACUGUAUACCUUUGUAAAGAAAAUAUGGGUGCUUCCUUUUCUGAUCAUGUUAUUAACUUUUGCAAUACAUUAGAGUCACUUAUAUCACCAAAUCCUAAUGACAAAUUCCUCAUUAUAGGCGAUUUUAAUAUGAGUUCUAUUUUCUGGUCUAAUACUCAUACAGGUCUCGAAGCUUGCGGUGUUAAAGGUGAACAUGUGCAAUAUUUAUUGAAACUUUAA